Messenger RNA from Emiliania huxleyi CCMP1516, 1424 nucleotides. RefSeq lists its product as hypothetical. The transcript is spliced from 6 exons. Gene Ontology annotation, molecular function: DNA binding. The record is from RefSeq and is a predicted model, not a curated record. Lineage: Eukaryota; Haptophyta; Isochrysidales; Noelaerhabdaceae. The coding region runs from base 15 to 1424 and encodes 469 amino acids.
GACGCUUGGUCCCGAUGACCGCUCCGUCGACCCUCCCCAUCCUCAUGCCUGCGGGGCCGACGCAGCGCAGGUUUUCGGCGGCGGAGGACGCGGCCGUCCUGGCCGCCUUCGACGAGCUCGGCCCCAAGUGGGGCCUCAUCGCGCAGCGGCUUCCCGGCCGGACCGAGGCGGCCGUCAAGAGCCGCUACUUCCGGCGGCGGGCGGCGGAGGAGCGGAGCCUCUCGUCGGCGCUCAACUCGCUCCUGCAGGAGGAUGACCCCACCGCCUCGGGGCAGCAGUGGAGCAGGCUGAUCGGCGGCCUGGACGGCACGGGCGAGGCCGCCGCCGGUGCGGCGGUAGACGGCGGCGGCGACAGCGACGACUCAAUGGGCGUGACCGGGCCCUUCGCCAAGGCCGAGCCGCCGCCGCCGCCGCCGCUCUUCGCCAGCCCGGAGGAGCUGCGGGCCGAGUGCUCCCGCCGCUGGCUUCGGAAGGAGGAGGUGCACGACCUUCUCCUGCAGCCGCGCGCGUACGGCCUGGCCCUCGCCGACGCCGACGCCCUCGCCAGCCUCGCGCCCGUCAGCGGCACCCUCUUUCUGGUCGACAAGUCGCAGCACGCGCGCUUCCGCAACGACUCCCUCGCCUACCGCAUGCGCGACACGUCGAGCGGCGGGCGGGUGCUCUGCGAGUCGCACGAGCGCUACAAGAUUGACGGCGUCCCCGCGAUCAACGCCCGCUACUCGCAGGCGGAGGACGGCUCCCUCCACCGACGCAUCUACUCGCGCCUCGCGGGCCGAGGGGAGCUGGACAGAGACCUCCACCUCGUGCACUACCUGCGGCCUCCUCAGCAGGCCGAGCCGGCCACGCCGAUGGAGCUCGGCCCCGCGCACGCGAGCCCGCCCGACACGGCGCCGCUCGAGGCGCGCUCGCCCGACGGAGGCGUCUUUGAGGCUCCGUCCGAGGCGUUUGCGAUGGCCGUCUCCCUCACCGCGGAGCCCGAGGCGGGCGCGGACUGGAGCGCGUGCAGCCUCGGCGUCCUCAAGGGGGCGCAGGUCCGCUUCCGCACGCGCAAGCAGGCGGACUCGCGCCAACGCGCCGCGCUCGCCAUCGAGCGCUUCUACCGGAAGCGGCGGCGCAGCCCCGCGCGCGAGCUGAGCGCGUCGGCGGACGAGGCGGCGCACUUGUUUGAGCGCGACACCGAGGCGCGCCCACCGCCGCUCUCCCUCCCGGCCGGCGCUUGCUCGAGCCCGCCGCUGACGGCCGAGGCGCGCGCGCGGCAGCUCCGCCGCUCGGCGGUGCGAGUCAUCGAGAGGACCUACUCGGAGUGGAAGUACCACGCAGAGCGCGCGCGGCUGGCGGCGGAGGGGUCGUCCGAGGGCGGGCCGGACGCGGCGCUCCACUCGUACCACGCCGAGCGGCGCGCGUGCGCGGCGCGCUCGAGUUGA